Molecule: messenger RNA, 717 nt
Organism: Bacillus rossius redtenbacheri
Lineage: Eukaryota; Metazoa; Arthropoda; Insecta; Phasmatodea; Bacillidae
Exons: 5
Coding region: 1-717 (238 amino acids)
Source: RefSeq, a predicted model, not a curated record
AUGUCCUUCGGCAACUACACGGGCCGGACGGUGCCAAUACACCCAGGUGACAGAGAAAAUACUGUGUUCACGGUGCCCGAUGGUAGACACUUUCAGUUGUGUGCCAUACCCUUCAGGCUCAAGUGCGUGCAGGCCACAUUUCAAGCUAUGAAGGCCCGUAUAAACCCCGAGAGGAUGCUGUACGUUCAGACAGAUGCGAGCGCCGAGGGGGUGGGUGCGGUUCUAUACCAACGAGAUGAAAAUGAAGACCGGUGCAUAAUCGACUACGCUAGUGCCCAGUUCGGCUGCGCUGAAUGGAACUACCACAGCAAUGAGCAGGAGUGCCUGGCAGUGACCCUCCAGGGGUGGAAAAUCAAACUCGUGAGGUGGGCGCUGUUUCUACAGUUAUUCGACUUCGUCGUGGAGCACAUUCCAGGAGUAGAAAACAAGCUCCCGGACGCCCUGUCACAGUACCCUGAUGAGGGAUCAUGCCUGGAGGAUGAGGUAUCUUGGGAUGAGAUACUGCCACCUGGCCGAGAAAAUUUGGUUUCUGAAGAUGUCACCCUAGUAGAAGUGGACAAAACACCUACUUCAGACGACUCGAUCAUGCCCCGAGGCAUGCGGGGCCUGCCAUGCCACCCCCAGCCCAGAAACAGCGACGCUGGAAACAGCAUGAAGCUCCGCCACAAGUCCGAGGCGAUGCAGUCGGAGACGCACGACGCGGACACAGAUCUGUGA